AUGAAAGAUCUAGGCAGUUUGAAUUAUUUUCUGGGGCUUGAAGUGACCACUACUGAGACAGGUCUCUUCUUAUCUCAAGCUCAGUAUGCUUCUGAUAUUUUGCGCAAGGUAGGUUUAGAGGACUGCAAGCCUAGUUCUUCUCCUAGUUCUGCUAAAGUUCCUCUUGAUCCUACUGAUCCUUUGUUUCUGGAUGUUCAGUUGUUCAGAUCUCUAGUUGGUUCCUUACAAUAUCUCACUCUCACUAGGCUUGACAUUUCUUUUCCUGUGAAUGUGGUGUGUCAACAUAUGCAUCAACCUAAAAUGAGUCACUAUGGGGCUGUUAAACGUAUUCUGAGGUACAUUAAGGGUACAAUCACUCAAGGGCUGCAUUUUACUGCUGGUUCUGUGGCUUUAACUGCCUUUGUUGAUGCUGAUUGGGUAGGGGAUCCUGUGGAUAGGAGAUCCACAACUGGUUAUGCCAUUUUUCUUGGUUCCAAUUUGGUGUCUUGGUGUGCUAAAAAGCAACACACUGUUGCUCGUUCCUCUACAGAGGCCGAAUAUCGUGCCAUGGCUCAUACAGCUGCCGACUUGGUGUGGAUACAGCAGUUGCUUACUGAAUUGAAGGUUCCCAUCUCCCCUCCUCAUGUCCUAUGGUGCGAUAAUAGGUUUGCUAUUGCAUUGGCCAAUAAUCCUGUUUUCCAUGCCAGGACCAAGCAUAUAGAACUAGAUUAUCACUUUAUCCGCGAACAAGUUUUGGCCAAAUAG
Rhododendron vialii is the source of this 744-nucleotide messenger RNA. RefSeq lists its product as uncharacterized. Lineage: Eukaryota; Viridiplantae; Streptophyta; Magnoliopsida; Ericales; Ericaceae. The record is from RefSeq and is a predicted model, not a curated record. The coding region runs from base 1 to 744 and encodes 247 amino acids. The transcript has a single exon.